AUGCGGGUCGUUACUUUGGCAGCUGCAACGCUUCUGUUUAGUGCAGCUGGAGCUAAGAAAGAUGAUGGCGGGUCCUCACAAUAUGACUUUAUCGUCGUGGGCGCAGGAACCGCCGGGCUUGCUGUUGCGAACAGGAUAUCAGAGAUGAAAGACUUCAAAGUGGCAAUUAUCGAGGCUGGCGAUUCCGUCCUCAACAAUUUCAACGUGUCGACCGUUUCGGGAUAUGGUCUGGCCUUUGGAACAGAAAUCGACUGGGCAUAUCAGACGAAGAAUCAGACAUACGCUGGAGGGUCUGCGCAGAUCGUACGGGCUGGAAAGGCAGUUGGUGGUACCAGCACAAUUAAUGGGAUGUCAUAUACUCGGGCGCAAAGCGAACAAAUCGAUGCCUUGGAACAAUUUGGAAACCAAGGCUGGAACUGGGAGUCCCUGCUCCCUUACUACAAGAAGUCGGAAAGAUUCCAGGUACCUAAUUCCGACCAGGUGUCUCGCGGUGCGGACUACUACAUCAAAUAUCACGGCGACGAAGGACCGGUGAAGGUUGGCUGGCCCAAGAGAUUGACACCCAGCGACGUGCUGCCGGUCCUCGACAAGACCUUCCACAAACUCAACAUAUCUUACAAUCGCGACGUGAAUGGGGGAAGCAUGGUCGGACUGACAUCCCAUCCUAAUACGGUUGACAGCGACGCAAAUGUCCGUCAAGAUUCCGCUAGAUCCUAUUACUGGCCCUAUGAAGAUCGCCCAAACCUGAAAUUGAUCACGAAUACUCGCGUGAACAGGAUCAUCUGGUCGAAUAAACCUAACGAGACUGUUGCAAUCGGCGUCGAAGUCACUGGCAUUGACCGUGUUUACACCAUCUACGCGGCAAAGGAGGUCAUACUCUCAGCCGGCUCGUUGAGGUCCCCCGGACUGCUGGAGUUGUCGGGUGUUGGGAACCCCGAUCUCCUCAAAAGUCUCAACAUUCCAGUAAUGGUGAAUCUUUCGUCCGUCGGAGAGAACUUACAGGAUCAAACCAACAACGCCCUUGCCUAUGCGGGGGCGGACGUGUGGUUUGGCUCGCCCACAUUCUCUGUUCUUCCUUCCGCAAAGCAGAUCUUCGGCAAGGAAGUUUCCACAAUUGCGAGCAUGGUCAGCGACAGGCUUGAAGAAUAUGCAAAGAACGUCUCGGAACUAUCCCAUGGAGCUGUGAAAGCGGACAAUGUCCUCGAGGCACUGAAGUUCCAGCAUGAGCUGAUCUACAAAUCCCAGGUCCCUUUUGCCGAAAUCGUUAUGCUGCCCAUCUCAAAUUCGUUCAGCAGUGAAUAUUGGACAUUGCUGCCGUUUUCGAGAGGCAGCAUCCAUAUUACGUCUGCCGAUGCCUCGGUCCCCGCGGAGAUCGACCCGCGAUAUUUCAUGUUCGAUUCGGAUCUCAGCGCUCAGGUUGCUGUGGCUAAGUUCAUUCGGAAGGCAUUCGGGACAACACCGUUGAACACUAUAGUGGGACUCGAGUUUGCACCAGGCUUGAAGACGAUCCCAAGUAAUGCUACUGAUGCCACGUGGCAAGGCUGGAUUGAACGUCAAUACCGCUCGAAUUUCCACCCGGUCGGCACAGCCAGUAUGCUGCCUCGCGAGAAGGGGGGGGUCGUGAAUUCCAAACUCCAGGUAUACGGAGCAAGGAAUGUUCGCGUGGUUGACGCCUCUAUUUUGCCCUUCCAGCUAUGUGGGCAUUUGACAAGUACACUAUACGCGGUGGCGGAGAAAGCGGCGGAUAUAAUCAAGAAGGAUUAUGCUAAUUGA
Molecule: messenger RNA, 1773 nt
Organism: Penicillium chermesinum
Lineage: Eukaryota; Fungi; Ascomycota; Eurotiomycetes; Eurotiales; Aspergillaceae
Product: GMC family oxidoreductase
Exons: 3
Coding region: 1-1773 (590 amino acids)
Molecular function (GO): oxidoreductase activity, acting on CH-OH group of donors; flavin adenine dinucleotide binding
Source: RefSeq, a predicted model, not a curated record